AUGGAUGCACAACGUAAACAACAUUCCAAAAUCAAAUACAGAAAUAUCGACAAAAUCAACAAAGAGUGCUUUCUGCGAGACUUAAGAGAAGCCCCUUGGGAUAUCUCCUUUGUUUUUCGAGAUGCCGAUAACAUUGUUGAAUCUUGGUACAAAAUCUUUAAUGACAUUCUUGAUAAUCACGCACCUUUAAAGUUGAAGAGUGUGAAGAAAAUCAAUCAGCCGAAAUGGUUCACUAAUGAUCUAUACAACGAAAUAAAUAAACGCCAUAAUCUUCUAAAGAGGGCCAGGAGAACACAAAAUGAACAAGAUUGGUCUGCUUUUAAACUGAUUAAAAACAAGGUGACGAGGAAACUAAGAAAUGCGAAGGAACAGCACUUUAAAACUCAGUUCAGUAAAAAUCAAAAAUGUCCAAAGAAACUUUGGUCUUUAAUUAAAGACCUAUCUAAAGAUACAAGGAAUAAUGACGACUCCGUCCCUAUUGCUGACGAAAACAACAACCUGAUAAAGGAUGACCAUUCAAUCGCUGAAAGCUUUAACCGCUUCUUCGCUGAUGUAUAUAAACGUCUUAUAAAAGCGGCACCUAUACUUCAUUAUGAUGCUCUUCCUGGUCCACCAGACAAAUCUAACAGUCAAAUUGAGAAUCUUAUUCCGCAAAUAACUCCUAGUGAGGUUAACUAUUAUCUUCUAAGUAUACCUGCACACAAAGCCACGGGAAUCGAUGGGUUUGGUGGCAGAGUUCUAAGGAUUGCAGCGCCUGAAAUAUCAUGCUCCAUAGCUAAAAUUAUAAAUCACUGUAUUGAAACUUGUACAUUUCCCUCACAAUGGAAAAUAGCAAAGGUUAAACCACUAUUCAAGAAUCAAGGAAACAAGCAGUUCUAUUGA
Xenia sp. Carnegie-2017 is the source of this 882-nucleotide messenger RNA. RefSeq lists its product as uncharacterized. The coding region runs from base 1 to 882 and encodes 293 amino acids. Lineage: Eukaryota; Metazoa; Cnidaria; Anthozoa; Malacalcyonacea; Xeniidae. The record is from RefSeq and is a predicted model, not a curated record. The transcript has a single exon.